Messenger RNA from Dermacentor albipictus, 7072 nucleotides. RefSeq names its product nose resistant to fluoxetine protein 6-like. The record is from RefSeq and is a predicted model, not a curated record. Lineage: Eukaryota; Metazoa; Arthropoda; Arachnida; Ixodida; Ixodidae. Gene Ontology annotation, molecular function: acyltransferase activity, transferring groups other than amino-acyl groups.
GACCUGAGCGGCCGACCAGAGAGCGGCUGCCACACCGCUGCUGCCACAGAAGCUCCCACGGCAUGGCUCGCCUGCGCAACGCCGUGCCGCUCCUCCGGCUGCCGCUACUGCUGGUGGUGGUCCUGCUCCUUCGGCCAAUCACCCAAGCAGAGGCAGCGGUGCAGAAGGACUCCGGAGCCGACCCUGCUACUCUGGGAUCCGGAGCGGAAGCUCCCUCCCUGAACGUAGCCCCAGGACUGCAGCCUGCUGAAGACCCGGAAGGACAGUCUCUGAAUUCCGAACUCACCACAUCGCUCUACCGUCGGGACCAUGUCAGCGCCGAUUCAGCAGAGUUAACGACGUUCCAAGCUCCAGAGGGAGCCACUCCGCCAAACCGGGAUCCCACCACAUCGUCAACCGAGUCCCGAAGUCCAAGCCAGAGCCUCGAUGCGGAGUCUGAAGGCCCGGCUCUCCUCAGCGCCGCUGAGGCUCUGGUCCAAACUUCUGUCGAGAUGAUGGCUUCGAGCAGCGUGAGUCCACACGACGCGAGCCAGGAAGAGACCGAUGGGGAACAUCAGGAAGGGGAACUGGGAGAGCCGGCAACUACAACCACGGAAGCUCCUCCCGCGGGCGGCUUUGACCUGGAGACGAACCUGCGCGCCGUAAUCGAGCGCAUCUUCAAGGAGGCGCUACCGCUCGUGUACCGCUUCUCCACCGGCGCCGGCUCUUCUCCCGAUUGUAUGGGCGCACUCUUCAAGUGGGUGCUGGCCAUCCGCAGGCUCGAACCAUGGGCUCUCAGGAUGGUGGACGCGAUGGGCCGACCGCCGGCGGGCAUCUUCGAGGGCACCAUCACGGACUUCGGUUCGUUCGACCAGUGCCUGGAAGUGCGUGCCCAGGAUUCAUGGGGCGACGAGACGUUCCGCGGCCAGUACUGCUCGCUGUUCCUCAAACCCAACAUCGACACCAGCAGGCCCAUCAGCUUCCUCAGGAACAGCCGCAGGGUCGCUCGCACGCAGAACCUGAGCCGUAUCAUGAAGUCCAUCUGGUUUCCGGGAUUCCGGCUAGGCAUCUGCGUGCCGUCCGCCUGCUCCAGGAACGACAUCGACGUGCUCAUCAAAUCCGCUUUCAAGAACUACGGCGUGAACGCAUCAGUGCCUCUUUGCGACGUGCAGAGGGACAUCCAACUAGACAACCUCCAGCAAGUGGCACUGAUCUGCUUGUGCGUGGUGCUGAGCAUGGUGGGCCUGGGGACCCUGGUGGACGUCUUCCUCAGGAGCCGUCAAGACAAGGACCGCAAGCCCCAUGCGGUACUGGGGGCGCUUACGUCCUGGUCCGCGUACAGCAACACACUGCGGUUGUUCGACGUCUCCGACGACGGGUCGCGGCUGCGAGCGCUACACGGCGUGCGCUUCCUCACCAUGCUGUGGAUCAUCCUGGGCUACUGCUACGCGCUGACGCCCAUCCCCAACCGCAGAAGAAUCUUCAAUAUGUUUGAUUUCGUCAAGCACACGCCAUUCAUGUUCAUCGCCAACGCUUACCCAGCUGCCGACACCUUCUUCUGUCUAAGUGGAUUCCUGUUUGGCUACAGCGUUUUCAAGCAGCGCCGAAACCUUAGCAAGUGGCUGCCGAUACUGUUGAUCAGGAGAUACGUGCGGGUCAUCAUACCGUGCUUCUGCCUGCUGCUGGUGUUCUCGCUUCUGGGCCUGGUGUCGUCGGGACCCAUCUGGCGUGACAACUACGCCUUGCUGCGCGGGAACUGCGAGGCCCGCUGGUGGAAGAUACCGGCCCUUGUCAACAACUGGGAGUACAGCCUCGACUCUUGCCUUCCACACUUGUGGUUCUACGCGGCUGACCUGCAGCUACUGGUGGGCUUCACUCCAGCGGUCAUCCUUCUCGUCAGGUGGCCCAAGGCAGGAUUGGCGCUGACGCUGACCAUGGUUCUGGCGUGCACCGUGUACAUCGCCCUGCAGACGCUAUACAGCGACCUCUACCCAGUUACCAUAUACUUCGCGGAAGACGUCAUGAAGUCUCGUCGCACGCACACGGAAGUGUUCAAGCGGCCCUUCUCGCACGCGGGUGCCUUCUCGCUGGGCCUGCUGCUGGCCUACCUGCUGCGCUCCUCCGGGCGGCUCGGCCAGGACACCAAGAGGUCCCCGUGGUGGGCCGGUGGGGCGUGGCGCGCCGCCGGCUGGGCCGCGGCCUCAGGCUGCGGCUUCGCCGUCCUCCUGGGGGUCGAGCAGUGGCACAAGGGCCUGCUACCCGGGCCAGCGGUUGCAGCCCUCUACGCGUCUCUGCACAAGACUGCGUGGGGACUGCUCGUCGCCUGGGUCGCCUACGUCGUCUGCACAGACCGAAAAGGCAUUCCCGCCCGGUUCCUGUCGUGGGGUCCGUUCGUGGCGCUGAGCCGGCUGUCGUUCAGCGCAUACCUGCUGCACAUCCUGGUGCUGUUCGUGCGCUUCGGAAGCAUCCGGGAGCGCCUCUACAGCAGCCACUUCAUACAGUUGUGCGAGUUCAUCGUAGUGACGGUGCUGUCGUACAGCGGCGCCUACGUGUUCCACCUGCUCUUCGAGGCGCCCACCACGCAGUUCCUCACCAUGGCGACGUCAGCAGUUGCAGGGAAACUGCUGCUGCCUGAAGAUCCGCCGGCUCAGCGACACAUCAUCGGCAACCAAAUUGCCCACAUCGGUUUCACCGAGAAGCCACCCAAGGAGUCCAACGGAGCUGAAGGACUACACGGUCAAGGGCCGAAGUCCACCCACCUUUAGGCCUUCUCUUCGCAUGUGUACAUUGCCGAGUCUUCGCUCCAUGCGCGAGUCUGACAGCAUAGACAGCAUGUUCUGACAGCAUGUUCGGCCAGCUUCCUCCAUCCCCGCCGCGGUAGCUCGGCGGCUAUUAGGCGUUCCGCCGCCGAACACAAGGGCGCGCGGCAUCGAUUCUCGGCCGUGGCGAUCACAUUCCGACGCGAGCGGGAUGUAAAAUCGAGCACGUAAUGACACUUCGCUGCGCGUUUCGAAGAAUUGCAGGUGGCCAAAAUCAAUCCGCGAUCGUUCACUACGGCGUCCCUCACAGCCAGGGUGUAUAUAUAGCUUUGGGAACCACUCACACAUGACCGCGAGACUACUCGCAGAGCUUGACUCUGCAAUUUUGAGCGGACGCCCGAUAGACGACGAACAGGGAUGGGCAAGUCCUGCGUCAACUGGUUGGCAGAGCACCGUAAGUCAAGUAUAACGAACGGUUCGCGGAAUGUGACGAACUUUUGAGGAUACAUUAAUCACCGGCUAACGCCAGCAGUUUCAGCCAUAUGUUGCGCAUUAAAGCGCUCUUGAAAGCUACAGUAGUCAAGCAUUUUAAAACCUUGAACGACGGAAUCUACGCGACGGGUCGCGUUUCGCCGGACAAACUGUUCAUGCUGUCUUGUUUGCUCUGAAGCGUAACAAAGGCCAGUUCAACUUCUUAUCCUUUAUCUCAUAUUUAGGGUUGUUGAUAUUAGCAAAGUCUGUUCAUCAAUAUCGUUAUAGCGAGAAGAAGAAUAAAGAAUGUCCGCUAGCAUCAUUCCACAUCAAAAUCAGAAAGCGCUAAGCUUCUCUCAUUGUUUUUCUUUCUUUUUUUCUAAUGUAGAUGAAUGUCACACUUUAAGAACUUAUCUUCAAGUUCUCGCCCAAGGAAAAAAAGAAAAAAAGCUCCCUGCGCGAGCACCAUUUCCAUUUGACGGUUGACGUGAAAGCAUGGUACAAAAAAAGAAAGAAGAAAAAAGAAAAAAACGCAAGAAGUCACUCAAGAAAAAAAAAAGCUUCUGUAGAAUAUAACUACAAAGCCUUUGCUAGCUAUGUAUAGACACUGGGUCUUCGUAUUCAUUCUGCAUGACUCAUUCACAAAAAAAGCUCUUACGCUAGAAGUGUUCGUAAAAGCAAAUGCCAGCCAAUACUAAUGCUGUACAUCUUAUUAGUGAAGGCGGCUGGCCAAUGGCGAAGCACUUACGAACGAACAGCUUUGUGAAUCUAGUCCCCAGUUCAGUGAGCGUAAGCCAAUUUUCAUGUCUUUACGCCAUCGAAAAAGUACACGAGGAGCCUGAUUUCACAUUUAAAUAAAAACGUUCGCUCUUCUGCUAGAUGCUUUAACAACUGCUUAUGGAGGCGGGAAAACACAGACACCAGUAUCCGCGUUUUCACGCUUGCCUUUUGGUGUCAGGUAUCAUUACUGAAUUCUGGGGUUUGCGUGCCAAAACCACGAUUUGUUUAUGAGGCACGCCAUAGCGGGGGACUCUGGAUAAAUUUUGACCCCCAGGGGACCUUUAUAACGUGCCCCCAAUAAUGCAGGGGACACGGGCGUUUCUUGCAUUUCGUCCCCAUUGAAAUGCGGCCGCCUCGGCCGGGAUUCGAUCCCGCGACCUCGUGCUUAACAGCGCAACACCAUAGCAGAUUAGGCACCGCGGCGGGUCCAUGUAUCAUUACCAACUUGCGCAACGUUCCAUCGUUCCUCGUUUGUGGCCCUCUGAAGAGAAUGCAUGCAGUUAAAGAGGUUUCGGCAUAGGACAAAAGCAAGAUAUACGUGAUAAAUAUUUCUAAAAUUUAAAAAAAAGAUGAAAUAUUUGCGACAUGUAAUUGAAGCGUAUACAGAAUGAAAUCGGGGAUUUGGUGCGUUUCAAAAAAUAAUGAAGCAAAAGAUUAAUUACAGGGAUUUUUGUUUCACAAGAACGCCAAAAAUAUUGAGCGUGUGAAGAUGUCUAAAAGUGUAAUUUAUUGAAAUGAAUUCAGAAGUGAGUUGUAUAUGACUUGGUUUGUGUUAGGCCACGGGAAAUAUGCUAGCGAAUUUGAUGGCAGGAUAUGAUGAAAUCUAAGAAAAAAGAGUCUAUGUGGAGCAAAUUUUGUCUAAAACGAGUUUUACUUUCUUUCUUUCUUUCUUCCUUUCUUUCUUUCUUUCUUUCUUUCUUUCUUUCUUUUUUCUUUCUUUCUUUCUUUCUUUCUUUUCUUUUUCUUUUCUUAAGAAGGAGAAAGAAGAUAGCGAGGGGGAGGAGGGUUACGCUGGCGGUGCACUUCGCCUUCACUGCAACGCUGUCUUCACUGCAUCAAAAACUGCGAUGCAGUAAAAACGCAGUACGAAGCAAUGCUGAGGACAGAAUGAGGAGCAGAAUUCAAAUUUUUUUCUCUCUUUCAAGACAUUAAAUUCCACAACUUACUUAAAUUACUGUUAUUGUGGCGUUCUAUUAAACUCAUAUCUGGUUUUAUAAUGCAGACCAAAUCAAUAUUAAGUUUACUUUUGAAAGCAUAAUAUAGCUCGCAUUUUUUAUACAUCUUCACUUAAUUUUUUUUCCUUUGAACAAAAGUCGCUUUUGUUAAACUUUCAAAAGCAAUCAUCCUUCGAUUUGCUAGAAAGUGGAUCAUAUACCAAUUAUUUUUCACAGAGCGCUUCGACAUGCAUUUCACAGCUAAACACAAGUAACAAACGAUUUUUUAUAUAUUGCACAACUAUUUAUCUCUAGUAUUCCGCUUUUAUUUGGGAGAGUAAAAAAACUUUAUAAUCAUUGACCAUGUUUAAAGCGACCAGGGCCAGUUCUUAAUACAUCUUGAAGGUGAGCGGAUACAUUUUGUUCGAAACCUGAAAUCUGCUCCAUAUUGUAGUUUAUUUUUUUUCUUCAUAUUAACUCGCGCUCCCUGCAUACAAAAUGAGGGCUCCAAUCUAAAAAAAAAACAAAAUGAAAGUUUUUUUAGCGAGACUAUAAAAAAAAGUUGUUACAGCGUUUCCUUCAACGGCAAGUUUUUCCUUCCAUCAUCAAAUCAUAACUGCUCACGUAGUGAAAUAUAAAAAGCUGAAAAAAAGAGUGGCGUCGAACAUCCUGGCACACAGUUAUCAAAACGUGUAAUAAGCCGCAACUUCUUGUAUUACUAUUUUGUUUCAAAAAAAAGGAGAGAUAGGCAAGCUAAAUGCUCGGUACGUUUGCGCGCUUGGUAUGGUGUGACCCGCUAACAUAAAGGACGACCACUGGUGCAAAAGAGUGCUGAGCCGUGCGAAGAGCACGUAUGGCACGCUCCCCUUCCGUAUUGACAAAUAAUUUUCGACCAGGUGUAAGUACUCAGCGAAGCGAACUUGGAGGCACAGUUGCUGCUUCAAGCAUACGUGACGGUACGACAAUGCGUGACGCUGCAAGCAUACGCUGGACGUACUAAUUCGUGAGCUGUCGCAGAGUGGCGUCUUUUCGUGGCUGACGAUUCCCCGUCAGGGUGCGUCGCGUGGCCGCAGUGGUUCUGCACAUAGGCGGUCGCAAGGAUACCUCCGGGGCCACAGCUGUGGGCGUAUCCUUCUGUUACCUCGAACAUCCGGUGAACCUUGGUUAACUGAAUCUCACUUCAUAGCUGCUAUUGAUUUCUUUCUUUUUUUUCAGCAUUACGUGAACGGCAUUUAAUAUGCGGCGCCACGGUCGUUUGGUAAGUGUGAGGGCGAUGGUGGCAUUUGACUUCGACGGGACAACGCCGCACUUGAAGAUGAAAAGGAUAAUGAAAACGAAUAAGCCGCUCAGAAGUCGAGACACUUGUUAAACGCCAUAACGACGCGUGUAUACUCGAACCAUCUUUUAUGCAAUGUCUCGUUUACCGCGCGACGCCUCUGACUGUUGGCGCACUUGGGUCUACAUUAUCGACAGUGUGCCGAAGAUGUGCAGCGCUACAGCACAAGGGAAAUUUCAAGGUGUUCCGUACUUGCAUUGAGUAUAUUUAAAUGCUUGACCUCGACUACAUAAAUCAUCGCAUGUUUGUGCCUACGUAGAUUUUUCGAAGAAUUGUGCAUGUACAUGACUGACUUAAGGCUCUCUAUUAUUGGACUGAACAUCAACGCCAAUUUUGUAUCCAGCGUCUAGAUGAACUAAAAUUAAACGAAAGGUAUGGCGUUCAAACCACCUGGCGCUUAGCUAUUUGGAACAGUUGGCAAUUCCUGUACAUAGUUCAAAUAAUCAGUGCGUGAAUGGGUGUACGUGUUUCCAUUUUCUACUCGUCUCACCGAGUCAUUUCUCUUUGCCUGUCAUGCUGAUGCUACAUCAUAUUUCACUAGUCACAUGAUGGAAAUUUUUUUUCUGCAAUAAACAUUGUUCCAUGCUGUGUGA